Camellia sinensis is the source of this 1329-nucleotide messenger RNA. RefSeq lists its product as uncharacterized. NCBI's taxonomy places the organism in Eukaryota, Viridiplantae, Streptophyta, Magnoliopsida, Ericales, Theaceae. The record is from RefSeq and is a predicted model, not a curated record. Gene Ontology annotation, molecular function: protein dimerization activity.
AUGGUAACAGUGGUUUCUAUUGUGAUCACUAUUGCUAAAAAUAAUUUAGCUUUUCGUGGAGACAAUGAGAAGAUUUAUCAAGAAAGAAAUGGAAUCUUUUUAAGCUUAAUUGAAAUGCUUGCUAAAUUUGAUCCAGUAAUGCAAGAGCACAUUCAACGUAUUCAAAGGAGUGAAAUUCAUUACCAUUAUCUUGGCCACAAAAUCCAAAAUGAAUUGAUACAGAUGUUAGCGAGUGAGAUCAAGAGUACGAUUGUGGCAAGAAUCAAAGAAGCGAAAUAUUUUUCAAUUAUUCUUGAUUGUCCUCCAGAUGUUAGUCAUGAAGAACAAAUGUCUCUUGUGAUAAGAUGUGUAGAUGUUUCAACUAGUCCGGUAAAGGUAGAAGAAUUUUUUUUAGAAUUUUUGAAAGUGGAUGAUACAUCGAGGUUUGGACUUUUUAAUGUACUUAGAGAGGCAUUGCACACACUCCAGCUUGAUAUUGGUGAUAUAAGAGGGCAAGGGUGGAAAAUUUUCAAAGACAAUGUGGAAGGUCUCACACUUAAGCCAUUAUCACAAACUCGUUGGGAAAGUCGCAUUGAAAGUGUUGAAGCUAUACGGUACCAAGCUCCACAAAUUAGAGAUGCUUUACUUCGGUUGGAAAAAGAAGCUGAUGAUCCCAAUACAAAGUUUGCAAUUGAAAUGGAGAUUGAGCCUACAUUUCGUGAAAGGCGUGUCAUUCGUAGAAAGAAACAUUUUGAUGAGAAUGUUAGUGAAGCGGUUGCACAAUCAGGUGAAGAAUCCUUUAGAGUUAAUUAUUUCAUAUAUAUAAUAGAUCAAGCUCUUUCUUCACUUAAGAGUAGAUUUGAACAAUUUCAAAUAUAUGAUGAAACUUUUGGAUUUUUGUUUGAUUUGAAGAAGUUAAAUUCUACCAAUGAUGAGUGCUUGAAGACUUAUUGUGCUAAUCAUGAAGACUUUUUGAAACAUGAUGGGCUUAUGGAUAUUGAUGGGAGAGAUUUAUUUUCUGAGUUGAAAGUCUUCAAAGAAAUUUUGCCAAAAGAAAUCAAUAGGCCAAUUGAGGUGAUGGAUUAUUUGAAAUUGAUGGAUGGUUGUUUUCCAAAUGCCUGGAUUGCGUACAGAAUAGUAUUGACUAUUCCAGUUACCGUUGCCUCUGGAGAAAGAAGUUUUUCAAAGUUAAAAUUGAUCAAAUCCUACCUUCGAUCAACAAUGUCACAAGAAAGAUUUGAUGGAUUAGCUAUAUUGUCUAUUGCAAAGGAUUUGGUAGAUAAAUUAGAUUAUACAAACUUAAUUAGUGAUUUUGCAGCUAAAAAUGCAAGAAGAGUAGUAUUUAAGUGA